Molecule: messenger RNA, 3589 nt
Organism: Chara braunii
Lineage: Eukaryota; Viridiplantae; Streptophyta; Charophyceae; Charales; Characeae
Source: the annotation of a GenBank genome assembly
AGCUCGGGGGGGGGGGGGGGGGGGGGGGNGGGUUGGGGAGUGUCUCCCUCCUCUCUCUCUCCCUCUCUCUCUCUCUCUGGAGGAAGGAACUGUUGCAAUUGCAACGAACCAGAUACUCAGGGGGUCGACGUUGGACUCGAUGGCGCGAAGCGCAGUCCACGUGGCAACGGCCAACGGGACAGGAACGGCGUCGCCGAGUUCGAGCGAUGGGCCGUCCAUGCUGACGUCGAUGGGAGCGGCAGACAUGGCUGGAGAUAGAGACAGGGUAGGAGGAGGAGGAGGAGGAGGUGUUCGUGCGGGCAGCGGUCAAGGUCAAGGCAAAGGGGCGAAGGGAUUGACGACGGGAGGAGGUGGCGGUGGCGGCGCGGGGGUUUACUCAUCUUCCUCUCCCGUCUCGACUCUAGAUGUGCAGCAGGUGACAGUGACGACGGGGGGGGGAAUGAUACUGGCUACCCCCGGGCGAGGGAGCGAUGAUGCUAUGGCGGCGGGGGGGGCUAUGGCGGGCGGGGAGACGACGCCGUCGGGGACGGCGAGAUCUCCACUUACGUCUUCCACCUCCGCCACCGCCGGGGCCACGGCCGCCGCAGGCGGCGGUGGCGCGAGCGCACCCCCCGAGGCGGCGGUCAAUGGCCACUCCGCGGGGGGGUUCCACACCUCAGCGGCCAUGGCGUCGCUGUCGCUUUCCAACGGGGAAGAAGCGCCGUCCUCCGCCAAGCCGCGGCGCAAAAACGUUUCCCUCCCUCUCGAUAUUAACACCCGCGUGCUCUGCAAGUGGAGAGACGACAAGUUCCACCUUGUGAAGAUCAUAGAGAAGCGGAAAACCGGGAGCAGCCCCAGCGAUUACGAGUAUUACGUGCACUACACGGAGUUUAACAGGAGGCUGGACGAAUGGGUGACCUUAGAUCAGCUGAGUCUGGAGUCGGUGGAGACUGGAGGGGAGGAGAAGCCUGACGACAAAGUGGCCGUGUCCCAUCUUCCGUCACGUGGCCACGCAAGCACGACGAAGAUGACACGUCAGCAGAAGCGGAAGAUAGACGAGACCCACGUGGAAGAAGGACACGAGGACUUCGACGCAGCCAGUUUGCGAGAGCACGAGGAGUUCACCAAAGUGAAGAACAUCAGCCGAAUCGAGUUGGGGAGGUACGAGGUGGACACGUGGUACUUUUCCCCCUUCCCGCCAGAAUUCAGCGACUGCAGCAAGCUGUUUUUCUGCGAGUUUUGCCUUAGUUUCUUGAAAAGGAGAGAGCAACUCUCUAGGCACAUGAAGAAGUGCGAUCUGAAGCACCCCCCUGGAGACGAGAUCUACAGAAACGGGACCCUUUCCAUGUUCGAGGUCGACGGCAAGAAGAACAAAGUCUACUGCCAGAACCUCUGCUAUUUGGCCAAGCUAUUCCUGGAUCAUAAGACUCUGUACUACGACGUCGAUCUUUUCCUCUUCUACAUCUUGUGCGAGUGUGAUGACAGAGGGUGCCACAUGGUGGGGUAUUUCUCUAAGGAGAAGCAUUCGGAAGAGGGGUACAAUCUUGCUUGCAUUCUGACUCUGCCACCGUACCAACGCAAAGGAUACGGCAAAUUCUUGAUCGCCUUUUCGUACGAGCUGUCCAAGAAAGAGGGGAAAGUGGGGACCCCAGAGAGGCCUCUGUCGGAUCUCGGCUUGCUCAGCUACAGAGGCUACUGGACUAGGGUUCUGUUGGACAUCCUCAAGAAACACAAGGGCAACGUGUCCAUCAAGGAAUUGAGCGACAUGACGGCAAUCAAGACGGAGGACGUGAUCAGUACGCUUCAGUCUCUUGAACUCAUUCAGUACAGGAAGGGGCAGCAUGUCAUUUGCGCGGAUCCGAAGUUGUUAGAUCGGCAUCUCAAGGCGGCUGGACGGCCAGGAUUGGAAGUCGAUCCGUCCAAGCUUAUUUGGACCCCAUAUAAAGAGCAAGGGGGAUGAGAAGCUUAUUACUAUUUUGCGCCCUCCCGCAAUUCUAGGGUUUUCAUUCGACCAGACUGAUUCGAAGGGGCUGAUCCCACACACUACUUAGGAACAACAAGAAUCCUCCCAGGACCGAAGAACGUGGACCUGUUUUUUCUUCGGUCCUGGUUUUACGCCGCCUCUGAGCAAUAUUUCAAACCCUGGUUCCUUUUUUCAAGCAUAUUCUUUUUGCUCCAGGGGUACUGCUCUGCUCCGCUACGAGCCAAAGGGUUCCGAUCGCGAUCCCCAUUGCUGAUCCCGAUCCGCAUCCCGAUCCGAUCCCGCUGCCCGUCCCGAUCCCCAUCCUGAUCCCGCUCCCGAUCCCGGUCCGGUUGCUGCGCAGCACUCUAGCAAGCCAGGAAUGAUAUGCGAUCUUGGCCCGCGCACGAUGGUCCGUCCGUCAUGCUGCCGCCUGCCUACGCUCUGCUCUGCUCUGCCCUGCUUCGAGCUCGGAUUUGUAAUCUGAUCUGCUGCUAUCUUCCAGGUCCAUUCUCUUGGUGCGGAUGCCCCAAGUCGUGAUGUCCAGCUUAUUGAUCCUGGUCCGGAUCCUCGUCCAGGGUCCUGAUUUUGGUCCUGAUUUUGGUCCUGAUUUAGGUCCUGAUUUUGGUCCUUGUGCUAGUAGGGACAAUCUGUUCUGAUUCUGGAUUCUGGACCUGGUGCUGGCCGGUCGAGGUGGCAUUCAGUGCCGAAAACCUCGAUCAUGGCAAGUAGAAUUGGGACUCACACUCACGUCAGGAACUUUUCAACUGAACUCUGGAGGUAAUUGCGGUCAGAUACGUCUACCACCUCCAGUAGUUACGGGCAGAUACAUCUUGUAAAGUCCUUCAGUAGUGCGGGUUUACUCUGAGACGGAUGGUUUCAUUCCCGGCAUAGAUGGUCCAAGACCGCGCGCAGAUUUUGACACGAGUGCUGACACUUAGGGGAGAUUUUGGAGAGCUGCUGGUUGUCCAUCCCACCUCUUCCCCCCCCCUCCCCCCCCCUCCUCCCCCCCUCUCCUCCCCCCCACCCUGAUCGGUUUCUUGUCGGGGGAGGGAAUGUGAAAUGCCAGCUGUACUGUCACAACUGUCGCUUUGGGUUCGGAUCGUUGGCGAGGGUUUUCCUCCUCCUCCUCCGCGUGGGGCUCCUGAGAGAGACUGCUCCGACAUGUUAGCCUCUGCUUCCAAUCUCUCUUCUCUUGCCGGUUAAGUAGUCGUGGCGCUGGCGCCUUAGGACGGGCACUUGACUGAUGAGCACGUCUCGUCCUGUCGACCACUUACUGGGCUCAACAAGGGGAGAGUUCUAACGGUGUACUCUCGAGGACGAAAGGGACACAAUACAAACGAAGCAGCAGAGAAAAACUUCGCGUUGGCCUGAAGGCGUUCGAGCGAUGCUAUUCGUAUGGAUAUAACUGCCAAGUGGGGAUCCCAGGAUGUAUCUCCGUGCUGGAAUUUGGGGGGACUUCAUCUAACGGACUCGCACACGACGAACGGCUGGAUCUGAUUGAUGCACGGAUCAGUCAGCUGCCGAAUGAGUCUGAUUGCGACGGUACCAGAGCUGUGAAGUCUAUAUACAUAUACAUAGAGACUAGGAAAGGACCGUGUGGUCACCUCGGGUACCCUCUCAAACCGGUAGACGGACUUGGCCAGAUCU